Messenger RNA from Mesorhabditis spiculigera, 276 nucleotides. NCBI's taxonomy places the organism in Eukaryota, Metazoa, Nematoda, Chromadorea, Rhabditida, Rhabditidae. The record is from the annotation of a GenBank genome assembly.
AUGGCGAGGAGCCACUCCCGCCCUACGAAUUCCCAGUUCGCGGAUUUUGAAACCACCACCAUAUCCGAGGACAGCAUUGAACAACCCGAUCUGACCGAUCAGGAGAGCGAACUUGAGGUAUCGGACCAUGGAAGAGUGAAAUAUGUGCUUGGAGCUACGUACAAAGGACAUGGUAAAAACGUGCAGAACAUCAUCGCCAAGACGAGAAGCUUCGAUGAGCCGAUUCGACCCCUCCAGCCUCCGCACGCGGCUACCCCGACGAUUCGGAGCGUAUUU